This is a messenger RNA of Anopheles coluzzii, 5237 nucleotides long. RefSeq lists its product as uncharacterized. Gene Ontology annotation, molecular function: ubiquitin protein ligase activity. The transcript has 2 exons. Gene Ontology annotation, biological process: protein ubiquitination. Lineage: Eukaryota; Metazoa; Arthropoda; Insecta; Diptera; Culicidae. The record is from RefSeq and is a predicted model, not a curated record. Bases 3864 to 4715 code for a protein of 283 amino acids.
AUCAGAAGUUUGUCCAUCGCUCACAGUGAGCACGUCAUUAGUAAAAGCACGUUCAGAUGACUUUGUUACCGCUCCCGCUUAGCAUCGUUUAAUUUCCCGCACUUUCCCAACAUACACACACACCAAGCAGCGUCAUUUCUCCCGAUGUCAAAAUUUUAUAUUUGCACACACAGCGCAGAGCGCCAUAAAAUCAGCGGAUGCAAAGUUGCCAAUUUGCAAACCAUUCACCACUUGACCCCAAAACAGCAAACGAAGUAAAAGGAAACGGGAUAUUAGAGAUGCUGCCGGUGCCGCUGGUUCAUCGUUGCCGGGCGCAAAAGCAACGUCCUACUCGGGAAGGAGAUAGCCACCCCUUCGCUGACUUCCGGUUCGGAGUAUGGAACAGUAGUUCUCGCCCUCUCGCUCAUUGUUGGAGUUCCUUCCUAUGGUAAUGGAAGCCCCAUCAACACACCGACACACCCAAACUGAUAUGAUCUGACGUAGGUUUGGGCUCCCCCGAUCAUCUCCGGCCCCAUCUUCCAGAAGAAGAAGGCAUUACAUCGGCGAGCAAGAUGAAGAAAGAUAAUCGCAAGUCAGAUUUGAGUGCUCAUUUUCGGUUAUCGAUCUCGGGAAAAAAAAUCAACGCCGUAACUUCCUUCCACUACCCUCUGGUUUGCACACAAGUGUACUGGUACUGACUGAGGAAAAAGGCACCCGAGCACCAGAAACGGAGAGUUUAUUUUCACAGCAUUCAAUCACGGACCGGAGAAGUGCGCAUCUUCAGCCCUAAGGUAAACGGCCGCCGCCGCCGCAAGAGAUUGGGGAAGAUUCGGCCGGUUUGCGUGUGGAGUGGAAUUAAAACACGAGAAGAUGGGCCCACUUUUCCCGAGCCAGCACAACGCACCCAAGAAGGCUCUGGAGAGAGGGAUAGAGAGAGAGAGAGAGCAGUGGCGAUUACAAUCCGCCAAGAUCGGGAAGCGAUCGAUUGUUUUCGUUGCUGUGGUGGAAAGUUUGUUAAGGAAAGGAGCUAUAACAACUGCCACGGUGAACAUUAGAUUAAGCAAGCAUUUUCACUGCUCAAGAGCAUCGUGAGUUGAGCAGCGUGGUAAGAAGCGUGCGCGCAUGUGUACUCGACGAGAUGACCCACAUUGGAUGGAAAGAAUGUGUGUCAUAGUACCUAUAUCUCAACGGACGUUCUGGCUUGCUGGGAAGGAUGGGUUGUUUCGGAAGGUACAACAGGUUUCUGUACACACGACAUUUAACAUAUUUUUCAUGCUACAUUCAUUACCCACCGAACCCGAACCAGAGUGCCUUUCCUUUGCCGAAUGUACACAACAACAACAGCAACAAAAAUCCACUGGGCACUUUCUAAUUCAUACCCAAAGUAAAAGGGCCAAAGGUGUACCCUAACUGUGCUAAUCAGCCUGUCUGUCUGGCUUGAUUAUACAGUAACAGGUGCUAACCUAAUCAUCUCACCACUCCGCUCUACUCGCUCUGUCAUUUGGGAGUACAUUUUGGGGUUUGGCACUUUAUCACCCUAUCCACGCCCUACAAAUAAUGGGCGGUGAGUGCACUGCGCCAUUUGCUUCGUCAAUUGGACCUGAUGAUGGUAAGUGUGAUUGCAUAGCAGAUUGGGAAUGGGAAUAGGGUAGGUAACAACUCUACCCGUUUUACAACAUUCUGGGUUACAGACAGGUUGUAAGUCCUACCGUUUGUAUGUUUAUUCAUGUCGAAGUGGUGGCGUUUUUCCCAACUCAUUUCUCUUCACAGGUGAGCGCAUGUUUGGCCAAUACGUUCGUUUGCAUGUACAAUAUUUAUGACUAGCAUAUCUUUUAUUGCCAAACAACCAGGCGAGACUAUUUGCCGUGGACACAUUUAUCUCCUGCCGGCACACUUUACCCACGCACAUGAGCUACACGAUCAUUUGGCGAAGCCUGAUAGUAAACACACACGUUGUUGAGUAAUUAAACGCAUGGCACCUUAUGCUCCAUCACAUUACAGCGUUGUACAGAACGAUAGCAGUGUGCAAAAAAAAAAAACAGGAAACUCGUAUUUGAAGUGCUACGUUUUAGUUAUCCAUUAAUUGAAUUUGUGGAAAAAAAAUCGGAAAACUCAAUUAAAAAUACAAUUAUGAUCUACGUCAAACCAAACACGGUGAGUCACGUAAAGAACGUGGCGCUAUUUUAUCUCCGGAGCGAAUUGUGUUUUUAGCAGUUCUAGGAGUAGAAAAUCUGUUCCGUACACGAUCCGGAGAAUCGGCUUUAAUUACACACUUGGUGAUUUUCUUCUCUGUUUGCCCACACUGAAGCGGAAACGGGGCAAUCUAUUGCACAGAACGGAGGAAAGCGUCUCGAUAAGUCAUCGAACUGCCGCAGAACACAACAGAGCAUUCGAUGCGUCAUGAUGGUGUGCGAAGGGGUUUUGUUUGCUCAUUACUCACACGCCAAUUAAGGGGGGGUUAAGUCACAAGCUUCUGUACAACCAUCUUAGUAACGCUUGUGUAUCCAGGCGAAGAAUAAGCCAUAGAAGCAGCAACAGGCAGAUCUGUCACGUGAUGUCUUGUUUUACUAAAAUAUAUUUUAUCUUCUUCUCAACACUUCCUGCAUGUGGCUCGAACGUACGAUAAAAUGCAUAUCGACAGUAAAAAAUAGCCCUACAGUGAACUGCAGCACAAAGUCAGUUGACAGGCACAAAGCGACCCGGCUCUCCGUUGGUGAUGAUAAACAAAAAAUUGCGUUCAUCCGGGAAAAUCCAAGGUUGUGCCAUGCUUAUCGUUAAAACUGUGAGUAAUCCACACAUGAUGACAGGCAAAAACACAAUUCCAUCUUUGGCUUUCAUGCUGAACAAAAAAUUAGCCACAAAGUUAUCGAACGAAAGUGAAACUGUUAGGCACAAAACGCCUCGUCGUGAAGCCGUUUCACUGCCGUUUUUGAAAUAUUUAAAUUCUAACGCACGCAACGGUGCGAUGUUCAAACGACCCGCAUACCCCGUUGCAGAUUGACGAUCAACUUCGCAACGCACAAAAACAAAGACGCACCUCUUCACAUGCGGCUUGAAUGAAUACAUUAUUCAUUUCGAUAGUUUUCAUGCCGCCGUCUGGUGACUGGAAUAACUUAUUGGUUAAGCGACGUCGAGGGGCCGAUACGCAUGAAUGAUACGCCGAAACGCAUCGAGAGCCGCAGCUAGAACUCAACCAUAACCAGGCAUGAGAGAGACAGAAAAAAAACAUUUCACGGAAUGUGUGCAGAAAAUCUGAAAUGCAAAUUGGGCACGUCAAUGGACCAGCGAUUCAAAACAGCGCUGGGUCAUGGAAUGUGAAGAUCCCCUCUCUCUCUCUUAACGGCCUCUUUACUGUUUCGUUCUGACUUUUCGAAAGACAUGAAAAAGGUAAAGAUCAUAUUUCACAACUCGCCCAGCGGUGUUGCGGUUGCCAUUGGCGAUGGUGUCUCCGGAAAGGUCUUCUCCUUCCAGCUACUUAUGCUAGUCGCCUUCCCUCUCCCCUCAAAGUCGUGCACGACAGUAGUGGGCAACCUCAACACAAUUCUUGCGGAUGAUGAUGAAUCGUGACGGAACGAUGCACAGGAGGUGCCCGCAGCAUCUAUCGCUCCACGCUCUCGGGUUGCUUGAGUGUGUUUAAGGCCCAUCGAAAGGGGAAGUGGUUUGCAGGUGACGUUCAACGUUUGCCUCACGAGAAAAGUGCACACCCAGUGGGGCAACAACGCCCGGAAUGGUUUGACAUUUGCAUUUGCUACACAGUGUGUGUAGAAGGGAGCGUGUACUGGGAAACCUUUGACACUGUCCCGUGCAGCAGGACCCUUAAUCAAACGAUCGAUCUUGAUCGUGACGCGGUUUAUCGAACGUUAGGCACUGCAAAUCACACCACAAUGCAAAAUCAUCUUGACAAUUGUUUACACUUCUGCGCUGCCAGUAAACAAUCGCGUCGUGACGGUUGUAACUUGCAUAAUCCAAGUAACCCAAGAACACAGCAACACAGGUUUGGGUUUUUUUUCUGCAUGUUCUCAGUAGACAUUCUUCAGGCCGCAAAAAAGCCACCCAUUCCCGCGUUUAAUCCCAGAGACGCUGCCGCAACUCCGCCCGUCAAGAAGGACAUGGAUGUCAUCUGCACCAUCUGCUGGGAUUCGCUGGACAGUGGGCGCAUCUACGCCACCACGUGCGGGCACAUCUUCCACGAGCGGUGCAUCGUGAACUGGACGAUGCGAAGCCACUGCUGCCCGGAGUGUCGGCACGAGCCGACCUUUCCGAUGCGUGUGAUACACUUCACCUGGCAGGAACUCGAGGCGCACGAAAUGCAGCCAUCGCCGGACGGGCAGCAGGAUGAAGCGAACUCCAGCGACCAGGAACACCUGCCGCCGGUACGGAAAACCGUUUCCACGGAGGAUAUGUUCUCGUGCGCCGGUGGAGAAGAGGAGCCGGAACGCAACACGGUCGAGAUGGCGGAGCUGACGCCACCACCGCCGGAGAGUUCUCGUGCUUCGCAGCAGUCGAUCGACGGCGCGGAGCUGGAAGGUAAACGUAGCGAAGGCUGCGGCGUGUGUGGCCGCUUCCACUAUCUGCUGGAGAAAGCGAUCCAGCUCAGAAACACCAUCAAGGAGUACGAAAAAGCGCACCGGGCGGGUUCUUCGCCCCCAAGCCCGUCGGCAUCGGAACAACUGAAGCAGGCCCUCUGCUCGGGCCCAGUAGCCAAACGGGCACGGCAAUCGAGGCCUCCGCUGUGAAGUGUGACUUGUCAUCGCCAUCCAAAUUAUACCGUCGAUUGAUCUGUUGAGAGUGGAUAUUAGUGACUGACCGUGACUGAAGUCCACAUAUGGCCAUCGAUGCGGUAGGUUCGAAAACAACGCGCGCAGACAGAAAGCCCAACACACAUCCGGGAAGUGCGGUAGCGGAAAAAAGGCUGAGCUGAUGACUUCUUGAUGCAUAACGCGCGAAGAAAAAAACCCACCAUCUUCGGCAGGCAUCUCAGUUGGGUCAAAGCUUUGAAAAAUCUCCUUCCGAUCCGAGUGGAUCAAAUUUGUUUGGAACUAUUUUUUUGUACUGUGCAAACUCAUUUCGGCACUGACGAUCUAUUGCAUCCAAUGACCUCUAACAUUUUUGGAUACGAUUUCCAAUAACCUUACGGGUUUCGCAUUUCGUUCAUAGGGUAGACGGAAUUCAAUUAGUCACCAGAAUGUUUGAAAUAUUUUGUUACGAUCAGCUAUUGCAAUGGAUUUCAAGAGAAGCAUACAUUUUUACAACUCUUA